AUGUCUGAUCAACCAAAUAACACUCAUACUCUCCAGUCAAAGGUGCUUCUCAUCACCUCUUACCGGCAACCCAUGAAACUUCCCAACAAUACCCAAUUAACAGAAUUGAAUGAGUUUGAGAAAUUGGCAAUUCGUUCGCUUCUAUCAUACAUCAUCCGUGUUCUUGUACGCGAUUACUGGAUUUCCUUUACGUUCAAUGAAUUGCAUGCGUUGUUAUUGGAUAAUCAGGACUACUCGCAACUACUUGGCGUGCUUUGUGGAUUUGGAACAUCUGCUGAUUAUAGAAUGAAAGGCCGUGUAAGAUGGGAUGAGGCUAAUCUGGGGGAAAUUGAAGAAAAUAAACCGGUGAGGCAGAAAAUCACUGAGCCGAAGACGCCAUAUCACCCCAGGAUUGAUGAUGAUGUUGUUGCAGGAUCACUUUCUCCUGUAGGGGGUAGUUUUGAGGAUUCCACCGUUGAUGCUGUGCAUGCAGAAGCAAUCCGUUCUGCUUUGAAUGAUGUGGCUUCUUCGAGUGGCAAAAGCCCUCUGAUGUCUGGUGGCUGGACAUCAUCUGAUGAUGAGGCAGAGCCUAUGGACCAAGAUGAUGGAGGUUCUGGAACAGAUAAGAACAGCAAAAAGUUUAGGGAGCUCAGGCGAGCUCAUUACGAUGAAUUCCGAAAAGUGAAAGAACUCCGGCGAAAAGGUUCGUUGCUUGAAGAUGCAUCUGAUGGGGGCGAGGAUGAUGACGACGACAACAAAAAGGAUGGGAAGCAUGACGCAUCAUCUUCGUUAACUGCUGGUGUGAAAGAUAUAGACAUCGAAGGCAGUUCAGAUGCAACCGGUGGAGGUAACAAAAAAUGCCAGGGAAGACCUUCCGCCUCUUGCAAAUGGAGCUGACAAGCUGCCCGUACAGCAUUUGGAAGUGAUGGGGUUAUCUGGCAUUCUCAGUAACAGUUUUAUUAACAAUCAGGGACAAAUCUUCUAACUAUGAAUUUGUGUCUUGCUAAAUGCUACUUUUCUUGUAAAAUCUUCAGCAGAAAAGAUGGAGCAAAUAUUGCAUGGA
This is a messenger RNA of Rhododendron vialii, 1042 nucleotides long. Its product is annotated as protein phosphatase inhibitor 2. Lineage: Eukaryota; Viridiplantae; Streptophyta; Magnoliopsida; Ericales; Ericaceae. The coding region runs from base 1 to 876 and encodes 291 amino acids. The record is from RefSeq and is a predicted model, not a curated record. Gene Ontology annotation, biological process: regulation of signal transduction. The transcript has 6 exons. Gene Ontology annotation, molecular function: protein phosphatase inhibitor activity.